Aspergillus vadensis CBS 113365 is the source of this 2916-nucleotide messenger RNA. Its product is annotated as Pumilio-family RNA binding repeat-containing protein. The transcript is spliced from 7 exons. Gene Ontology annotation, molecular function: mRNA 3'-UTR binding. Bases 1 to 2583 code for a protein of 860 amino acids. Gene Ontology annotation, cellular component: cytoplasm. Gene Ontology annotation, biological process: post-transcriptional regulation of gene expression. The record is from RefSeq and is a predicted model, not a curated record. NCBI's taxonomy places the organism in Eukaryota, Fungi, Ascomycota, Eurotiomycetes, Eurotiales, Aspergillaceae.
AUGUCUUCACAUUCCGAUGCCCCCCUCAAUUUGGAACGCAGGCAGUGUGAAGAGGGUAUCAUUGACAGUGGCACAAGUGCUACGACACACGCACUAUAUGUUGAACGUGAAUCGUCAGGCCUUAAGCAUUUGAAUGUCCCCACCAGCCCUUCAGAUUGUACAGUAUCCUCCAAAGGUGGAGAUUGCCAGGUCUCUGGAGGUGACAAACAUGACAUCCCGUCGAAUAAGAAGCAGAAGCUAGAACAUUCAAGCAAUUUCACUUUCUGUGGGCACUCCGAGAUGGAAAGACUUCUAGCAAAGCUCUCGCCCAAGCCGCAGUCGACUACCCCGAAGUAUCCUGGAGAUCAAGAUUUCGUUGCGACUCUGUCAGACAAGCAGGAUUUGCUUAAAACAUCCAAUCACACGUUUCUCAACCACAGGGUUCUGUCGGGAGACGAAUCAGGGCUCAUUAAGGCGUCAAGUAUUCAGCGACCUAGGGACGUCUCACAUUCGGUCGAUGUUGGCAAAGCAGACACCGUAUCGGUUGAUAUGUGCGAGGUACUACGUUUAAAGCAAGAAUUGCUUGUCGCUAAUUCUAAAAUCGCCCUCCAGGAGCAGGAACUGGCCCAGACACGCGUGAUUAAACAUACCUUAGACCAGGCACUUGGGCCACCCUCUGAAACCGAUUUUAAUGGAGACAUCACGGAACAAACGAUAAGUAAUCUCCAGAGCGCCCUUAAUUCAUCCAACCCGGCAUAUGGCCAAUUUCAAGAUGGAUGGAAUGCUCAGGACGAUUCACAAUCGGAUAUGUCUGAUGCACUUUCCGCAGGAGCUUACAAUAGAUCUCGCGGAUACUGGAAUACUCCCACGCAGCAAGUGUGUAGUACGGCUCUUAGUGCCCCCAUUAUCGAAAGAUCAUAUGGCGAGCCUAUAUCUUUGCCAAGUGCUGGCUCACUCGGUGGAGAUUCGAACCGAUUUUGGGGUAACUCGGGCACGAAUACCAGUGUACCUGGACACGAUGCUUUACGAUCCCAUCGUGUGUUUUCAGGGCCCUCCGGUGGGGGUUACACCCUCGACACUAAACUCCCAGAAGAACAGGUGAGAUUUCUCGAAGGACCCGGCCUCGGGCCUCGCCGUUCGAUCACUCAAGCCAGCCGCAAUGGACCUUAUUUUCAGCCACAAAGCUCGGCUUGGAGUGCAUUUACCCCUGGCGCUUCGGACUCACAUGGACCUAGGUCUCCUGUGAAUAGAUCCACUAACACCUACCAACAUGUUGGUCUGUUUCCCAUCCCUCAAUACCAUCAGCGGCCGGUUGGAACACCACUUUCACCCACGGCGACCGAGUUCACAGCUUCCAACCCUAGUGCAACGCAAUGGCCAACUUCUGUGGCGGGAGGAAACACCAAUCAAACAUACAUCUCACCCCUCGAGCCAAUCAACUACCGACGGCUCCUCGACAGGAAUGUCUCUUGUGAUUGGAAAUAUAUCGUUGACAAGAUUGUUUGCAACAAUGAUCAACAAGCGUCAAUAUUUCUGCAGCAGAAGCUGAAGGUAGGGACCACAGAGCAGAAAUAUGAUAUCAUAGAGGCCAUAGUACACCAAGCCUAUCCCCUGAUGGUCAAUCGGUUUGGCAACUUUCUAGUGCAACGAUGCUUCGAACACGGGACUCCAGAGCAAGUCGUGUCAAUUGCUAAUGCGAUCAAGGGAAACACAUUAAGUCUCAGCAUGGAUCCCUUCGGCUGUCAUGUCAUACAGAAAGCGUUUGAUUGUGUUCCCGAAGAACAUAAGGCAGUCAUGGUCCACGAGCUUCUACGCAGAAUUCCAGAAACUGUCAUCCACCGGUAUGCUUGCCAUGUCUGGCAGAAACUCUUCGAAUUACGUUGGAGUGGGGAGCCGCCCCAGAUAAUGACCAAAGUCAACGAAUCACUGCGAGGGAUGUGGCAUGAAGUCGCCUUGGGUGAGACAGGGAGCUUGGUAGUCCAGAAUAUCUUCGAAAACUGCGUCGAGGAUGAGAAGCGUCCAGCGAUCGAAGAAGUGCUAGCAAAAAUUGAUGUGCUUGCACACGGUCAAUUCGGAAAUUGGUGUAUCCAGCAUAUCUGUGAGCAUGGUGCUCCUCAGGAUAAGAGUCGUGCAAUAGAGCACAUUAUCCUUUGGUCUGUGGAUUAUAGCAUGGACCAGUUCGCCUCCAAGAUUGUAGAGAAAUGUUUGAAGAUAGGGGGUACCGAGUUUUUGGACCGCUACCUUGCUCGAGUUUGCACUGGCCGAACUGACCGUCCUAGAAUGCCUCUGAUUGACAUUGCUGGGGACCAGUAUGGAAACUACCUAAUUCAAUGGAUCUUGAUGAAUGCUGCACCACAUCAGCGUGAGCUGGUUGCCAGCCAUAUUCGGAAACACAUGGUAUCUCUCCGGGGAUCCAAGUUUGGUUCACGUGUAGCUAUGCUCUGCUGCAAUCCCUCCCAUACAACUCGCCCAGGACCAGGUUCUGGGAUGCCAAUCAAUCGCUAUGGUAAUUUCAAUGAGGACAGGUUCCCGAUUGCUGGACAGCACGGAGGCCGUUUCAGCCGAGGGAACCAGUGGAGUCCUAAUUAUCCACCAUUUCGUUGAAAGUUUCGAGGGAGUACCUUUGCACUUCGUCUUCUAGCCAUAUGCUUCGUAUUCACAAAAGGUAUCGUUUUCAAGUCGACCCAAGUAGGCAUCGAGCAUCCCAUAUACCGGAAGCCGGAAUCUCGAAGCGUGUUUCGACAACAUGAGGUUGUCUAGCAUAUUUCUUCAUACGCGCUAUUCUAGUCAUUGUGCAGGAGCUAAACGGCUUAUGCCCCCCAAGACGCCUCCCCUCCUUAUACACCGGAUUGAAAGAAAGAAGAAAAAUGGAGACGAAAUAUGAAGGGAAAAUUCGAGCAAGCGAGUAGCAUCAAAAUGGACUCAGAAACUAUAACU